UAGACCUACUGAGUGCGGUAGUUCGAAACACAACUCCGAGACGAACAGGUAUAAUUAAAUUGAUAGGAUCUCUAGGGCGGACGAGAGCGCAGAUCGUCGCUGAGAUGGGAGAUUUCAUUUACCUUUUGUAGUCUGGAAAACCAUUCUGUUGUAGAUCGACCACGCGCUUGGCUUUCGGACGCACUCCACCCUCCCUGGCGCACAUGUAAAGCCGUAGAGAUGGCGACAUCAACGCCUGAAGCGGCGUUACUGCGAGAUCUAGGCUUAGGCAGAGGUGAAAUCGCGUACCAUGGCAUUUUCACAGUCGAGGAUCAGAUUGGCCGCGGGUCGGACGCUGAUGUGUAUCGAGUAGUAUGGCAAGGCAUACCGGUAGCCGCAAAGGUGUUUCACCCCAGACAUGAUCAGGCAGAUGUGGAGGGGAGAGAUAAGAACCUGCGGCGAUUUGGCGCUGAGAUAGCAAGACUGUCUCAGCUAAACCACCCAAACUUGUGUCAAGUUCUCGGUGUUGCAGUCACUGCCGAUCGUCAUCUUCCAGUGUUAGUGGUUGAGCUAUUCGAUCAUACCCUUUGUCAAUGCAGUGUCGGUGCAGAUCGGUUUGACCAUGUCGCCCUGCUAUCAUUCCUGGCGGAUGCUGUGGCGGGUGUUCGCUAUCUCCAUAGCAGAGAUCCCCCUGUCAUUCAUCGUGACCUGACUUUGCGCAAUGUGUUGAUCAAGGGCCAGAUCGCAAAGCUCUGUGACUUUGGUUGUGCGCGACUGCGACCAACAAGUCCUGCGGAUUUGGUUGGCUUUCUUCCAGAUCUAACGGCAUGCCCAGGGAACGUGCUGUACAUGGCGCCGGAGGCUCUGCAAAACCCUCCGGUGUACGACGAAUCGCUCGACAUAUUUUCGUUUGGUGUGCUGGCCACGAGCGUCGUGACAGGAGUUGAACCGUCGACAGACAUGCACACCUCACCAAGGACAAUCAUCAGACAAGUGGAGCGAGCGGACGGAACGAGUGAGGAGACCGUCACGGCUAUCACCGAAGUCGAGCGGCGCGUCGUUGAUUUGGAAAGAAUACCAGACGGCCAUCCACUCAAGCCUGCAAUCUUUCGCUGCCUGGCAGUCGUUGCGGAAGAUCGUCCCAAGGCUGAGGAGCUGCAUGAGAUAGUGCUGGACACUGUGAAGGUGGCACGUGGUUUGUCUCCGCCUCAUCUUUCCAAUGUACCACCAGCUGUUCUACGUCGACUGGACUCUAUCUCCGAACAACUAACCCAGCAAGCUACAUCCAUCACUGCAAUGUCGGCACGCAGUGAUACGCUAGAGAAACAGCUUACAGCGGCCAUUACCAACAACCAGACCACCACACAACAACAACUUACUGCCACAAGUGAGCAAGUAUCCACGAUUCAAGACGAACAGAGUUCAGCAACGCAACGACAUACUGAACAUCUGGAGGCCAUUGCUGAAAACCAGACCAUGAUGAAAGAACAACUGACUGCUACUCAACACACUAUACACAACGAACAAACCACCACAAACCGCCGAGUACAUACUCUCGCCGACCAGCUGCGUGAUAUGAACGAACAGACUUCCCGACGGAUGACAACGUUGACGGACCAGAUUUCGGCGGUUUCUGGCCAGCUUACAACGAUGUCUGCAUCCAUCCAUCAGCUGCAGAUAAGGCCUACCACUGCACCAAAAAGCCUGUCAAGUUCUGCUUCUCCCACUGCCUCAGUUACAACAGCUGUGGUACCCGUCUCUAGUUCCAUUGCUGCACAAGACAGCCGCUCAAGUUUAGCUCCUGCCACUGAACCUGCCCCUGCCUCUCCUACAGCAACGACACUGCAGGUUAGGCCUUCCACAGCACCAGAAAGCCUGUCCAGUUCUGCUUCUGCCACUGCCUCUGCUGGGGUACCUAUUUCUAUUCCCAUUGCUGCACAGGACAGUCAGUCAAGUUCAGCUUCUGCCACUGGCCCUGCCGUGACUGGCUCUCCAGCAGCAACGAUAGCACAGGCCACAAGAGCUGCAAGCACAGCUGUUUCAUCCGUUGAUAGAGGAUAUCAUGUCUUACCUGCCAUGCCAACACCAAAACAGAUUGCAAACAUCAGGAUACGCAGAAAGUGGAACAAGUCAGAAGUACAGCAGCAUAGCAAACAUGCCAUGCUUGCCACGUACAGUGAAAAGCUGGUUGCUGUGUGGUAUGAUGGUGUGACCAUCACCAAGAUCAUGCAGACAUCAGACUUGCAGACAUGGCACAGUAUUGACCUACCAAGUGAAUACAGUAAACUGGCUGACCCAUCACUGGCAUCUCAUGGUGGUAUGCUCUACAUGUACUGUAACACAUACACCAAGAGCACCAAGACAGGGGUGCGGUCUCUUCUGCAGUACCGUGACACACCAGAUAUCGGUGAUGGCGGCGGCGGUGGUCAAUGGACCACAGUUACGGACGUCUCGCACUGUAACCAUGACUGGUGUACUCUACAUGUAUGUCAUGAUGCUAUUUCUCUAUAUGGUGGCUACGAUGGUGACACAGAUCACAAUCAUGUUAGUACCUAUUCUCUAGCUAGCCAGCAGAGGAGCUCUUCUUCAUCAUCCAAUACUAGCCUAGUAUUACCUUCAUUGCCACUACCAUGCAGCAGUGCAUCACUUGUCCCAUUCCCUGAUUCACUGUACUUAGUUGGUGGUGUUACUGGUUGUUUUCUCAAACACCAUGAUGGUAGGUGGGUUUCCGCCAGUCCACCUGAUGGUGUUGAGCUGGAGUUUAGUGCAGCAUGCGCACUGUCUGACCAUUGCAUGGUUAUUUGCCCAAGCAUUUCUCCUGCUGAGUGUGUUGUAUAUGAUAUUUCAUCUGGUCUGGUCUAUCCAGUACCAGCUACGCCAGAGUACAGUAGUUUCACACCAUCACUCACACUGUUUUGCAGUACCCUGGUACUCAGUGUAAGUGGACUUGACAAUCCUGGUUCUCUGUACACACUGGAUAUGAGUGUGUGAGUGUAGUAGGUUACUAACUACAGUCCAUCACUGAUGAUAACUACAGUAUGCAAACUGUACUGCUUUUCACAUUCUUUCUAUCCUCAGAAAGCUGAUAAUCUUUGUUUUCACAUCUCUCUGGUUGUCAAGUAAUUGUCUAGUUGUACGCUGCCUCAUCCCCUGUAACAUAUACCCAGAUUGGUUAAGUGAAUAUUACUCUUACUUCUAUAGUCACGUCCAAACUUACCCAUUCUUUCCUUGAUGCCUCCACGGCAGGAAUGUGAAUUAUGAACUGAAAACUA
Sycon ciliatum is the source of this 3251-nucleotide messenger RNA. Its product is annotated as serine/threonine-protein kinase WNK-like. The transcript has 8 exons. Lineage: Eukaryota; Metazoa; Porifera; Calcarea; Leucosolenida; Sycettidae. The coding region runs from base 220 to 2970 and encodes 916 amino acids. Gene Ontology annotation, biological process: protein phosphorylation. The record is from RefSeq and is a predicted model, not a curated record. Gene Ontology annotation, molecular function: protein serine/threonine kinase activity; protein binding; ATP binding.